Molecule: messenger RNA, 2291 nt
Organism: Brachypodium distachyon (stiff brome)
Lineage: Eukaryota; Viridiplantae; Streptophyta; Magnoliopsida; Poales; Poaceae
Product: pentatricopeptide repeat-containing protein At5g39980, chloroplastic
Exons: 1
Coding region: 126-2084 (652 amino acids)
Molecular function (GO): protein binding
Source: RefSeq, a predicted model, not a curated record
CCGCCACUUCGCUCUGAUGAUGACGAGUGGCGAGCCUCCUUCCCUGCCGAAUCGCCAAUAGUCUCGCCAGCGCCAAAAAUCUUCUAUCCAUUGCCUUGCUGCCGCGGCACUCCCGCCGCCGACCAAUGCCGCCGACCGCCGCGACUCUUCCUCCCCCCACCUCCCACAGCCGCGUCCCCGCCGCAAAGUCCAUCUGGCUAAACCCCAAUCUGCCCAGUUCCCACCCGCUCCACCGCCACAAAUCCGCCGAGCUCCAGCGCCAGCAGAAGCAGCAGCAAGACCACGCCCCCGACAUCCCGGCCCUCGUAGAGGCGCUCUCCGCCGCGCGAGGCGCCCCCGACCUCGCCUCCGCGCUCUCCUCGCACCGCCCCGUCUCCCCGCGCCUCCUCUGCACGCUCCUCUCCCGCCUCCCCGACCCACGGCGCGGCGUCGCCCUGCUCGACCUCCUCGGGCCCGACCUCCCCGCCUCGGCGCUCCUCGUCCCCUACAACCUCCUCCUCCGGGCUGCCUCCCGCGCCGGGCAGCUCCGCCUCGCCUCGGGCCUCCUCCUAGAGAUGCGGCACAGGGGCGUCGCCGCGGACGCCUUCUCCUACUCCACGCUCCUCGCCGCGCUCACCCGCGCGGGCCACCUCGACCACGCGCUCACCUUCCUGCCCCUCAUGGAGGCCGACGCCGUGUCCCCGGACCUCGUGCUCUUCUCCAACCUCAUCCACCUCGCCCUCCGCGGCGGCGACGCGCCCAGGGCGCUCGCGCUCUUCUCCCGCCUCCGGGCCGCCGGGAUAAGGCCCGACCUCAAGGCCUACAACGCCGCCAUCGCCGCCUACUGCAAGUCCGACCUGCUCCGCGACGCCAAGCGGCUGCUGCUCCACGACAUCCCCGCCGACGGCGUCGCCCCCGACGCCGAGUCCUACUCCCCCAUCCUCGCCGCGCUGGCGCGCCGGGGCCGGCACCUCGCGGCCGUCUCGCUCUUCUCGCACAUGCGCGCCGUGGCGCGCGUCAAGCCAGACCUGUCCGUCUUCAACAUCGUGCUCAACGCGUACGGUCAGCUCGACCUCGCCCGCGAGGCCGACCGCCUGUUCUGGUCCAUGCGCCGUACCGGGGUGCCCCCGAGCGUGGUGACCUACAACACCAUGCUCCGCGUGUACGGCGACGCCGGGCUGUUCGGGGAGGCGGUUCACCUGUUUGGACUCAUGUGUAGUAGCGCUUCUGAUGGCAAUGGUAGCAGCGUCAAGCCGAACGUGGUGACCUACAACACCAUUAUUUCCAUCCACGGCAAGUCGCUGGAGGACGAGAAGGCCGGGAGCUUGGUGCGGGACAUGCAGGCCAAUGGCAUCCAGCCCAACGCCGUCACUUACUCCACCAUCUUGUCCAUAUGGGUGAAGGCCGGGAAGCUCGACCGUGCCGCCAAGCUCUUCGAGAAGCUGCUGGAGUCUGGUACGGAGAUCGACCCAGUGCUGUACCAGACGAUGGUCGUCGCGUACGAGCGCGCGGGGCUCGUUUCGCAGGCCAAGCGCUUGCUGCGUGAGCUCAAAGACCCAGCAGAGGGCAUUCCCACGGAGACGGCCAUCAGCAUCUUGGCCAACGCCGGCAGGGUGGAGGAGGCCGCUUGGCUGUUCCGUCGUGCGGUAAACACUGGCGAAGUGAGGGACCCAUCGGUGCACCGAGCAAUGAUGGACUUGUUCGCCAAGAACAGGAGGCACCGGAGUGUGGUGGAGGUGUUCGACGAAAUGAGGAAGCUGGGGCAUUUGCCGGACUCGGAGACGAUUGCCACCGCGAUGAACGCUUACGGCAAGUUGAAGGAGUUCGACAAGGCCGCGAUGCUGUACCGGGCAUCGAGGGAGGAAGGCUGUGUGUUCUCAGACAGGGUACACUUCCAGAUGCUCAGCUUGCUCGGUGCUCAGAAGGACUUCGAGGCACUGGAGUCACUGGUUAGCGAGCUUAGCCAUGACCCAAGCAUCGACAAGAGGGAGCUUUAUCUCGUGGCAGCUGGCGUCUAUGAGAGGGCAUACAAGUUUGAUGAGGCGGCCCAGAUAAUCAGCCAGAUACGAAGUUCCAACGAUUUUCAGGUCCAGAAAUUCAGAUAAGCAGAGUCUCUGACAAUUUUUGUUUUGAGGAAGUCCAGGUUGCUCACAAACACAUGGUUAUGACUUGUAAGUGCUCAUCUUGUGUCAGUAGAAAUCUUUUCUGAGUUACUUAAUGUUCGAAUAUGUUAUCACUAAGCGUGUCUUACAAGGCUUAGGCCUAUGUAAUUAUCAGAUUGUUAGAUUAAUAUAUACAAGACUUUGAUGAAA